CUGUCUCCAGACUCCCCAAAAGCAGAUCCAUUUUUCCCCCUUCCUCUUCCUGCUUUUUCUUCACCCAUGGACCUCUUUUUUGCGGGAGAGCGACCAGGAGGGAAGCAGCGAGGCGCUCCUCUCCCCAAGCAGCGCGGGGAGACAACAAUAGGGAACUGAAGAGGCCGGGGGAGGCGGAGGGAAGCGAAAUUGACUAGCAACGAGACUGUGCUGGUGGCGAAGGGGGGAAAAAAUAAAUUCCUCCUUUGCUGAACGCAAAAAGCGGCUGCUGUGUGUAUAAGAGAGUUUUAUGGAGCCGCCGGCUGGGAAUCGCCCUAGUUCCGCCCGGAGAAGGAGAUCAGGAAGACGGGAUUAUUAUGAGCUUGCCAAGAAGACGCUGAGCUACUCCAGGGUGGUGUUCGCAGGGGUUGGGGCAUCGCCAGGCUCGCUGGAGACCUGCUGCCGCGGCCGCCUUUCUUAACUGGGCUAAGCCAGGCAGCAAGGACUCUUGACAAGGCAAGGUAAAAGAGGGAGAGCCCUUUCCUGAGCUGGAUUUAUAACCACAUGGCAAGCCACCAGUGAGUGACCCGGCGAUCAGGGCAAGCGACCCUGAGUGGAUUCCUCUCCUUCGCCUUUUCUCCUCAAACAGCCUUUGGGAACGAUGAGCGGGAGAUGAUGAUGUUGGAUAGCCAGAGCUCCACUCAGGAGAUUGGAGAAGAGGUGGAAGAUGGCGUGAUCUAUAGCAUUUCUCUUCGGAAAGUCCAGCUCCACCACACAGCCAACAAGGGGCAGCGAUGGCUGGGGUUUGAGAACGAGUCGGCCUUAAACCUGUACGAGACUUGUAAGGUACGGACCAUCAAAGCCGGGACCCUGGAGAAGCUGGUGCAAUACCUCGUCUCUGCAUUCAAAGGCAAUGAUUCCACCUACGUCACCAUCUUUCUCUGUACUUACCGUGCCUUUGCCACGACCAAGCAGGUCCUGGACCUCCUUCUGAACAGAUAUGGCAAACUGCACCUCCAGGUCAACGGAGACCACCCCAGGCAUGCAGUGGACGAGAGGCUGGAGCUGAAAAACACCAUCUCGUCCAUCCUGGGUGCCUGGCUGGAUCAGUACUCCGAAGACUUCCGCAAGCCUCCGGACUACGCCUGCCUGAAGCAGCUGAUAAUUUAUGUGCGGCUCAACAUCCCAGGCUCAGACCUGGAGCGGAGAGCCCGCAUCCUCUUCACGCAGUUCCAGCAGCAGGAGCGGGCCGAGGUGGAGGCGGAAGCUGUGGACCAUCCCAGCUGCACCCUGCGGCUAGAAGAGGAGAAUGGGCUAGGAGAAGGCAAGCUAGACUUCCUCUCUUUCUCGCCGGAAAUGGUGGCCGAACAAUUCACACUAAUGGAUGCCGAGCUUUUCAAAAAGGUGGUUCCCUAUCACUGCCUUGGCUGCAUCUGGUCCCAGCGGGACAAGAAAGGCAAGGAGCACUUGGCCCCCACCAUCCGGGCGACCGUCUCCCAGUUUAACCGUGUCACCAACUGCAUCAUUUCAACUUGCCUUGGGGACCGGACCCUGAAGCCACAGCAAAGAGCCAAGGUGGUGGACCACUGGAUUCAAGUAGCUCGGGAAUGCCGGAUCCUAAAGAACUUCUCUUCCCUCCGGGCCAUUCUCUCCGCCUUGCAAUGCAACGCUGUUCACAGGUUGAAGAAGACAUGGGAUGAGGUCUCCCGAGAAAGCUUCCGCACUUUCCACGAGCUGUCAGAAAUCUUCUCAGACGAGAACAACCAUUCCUUGAGUCGGGAGCUUCUCAUUAAGGAGGGGACCUCCAAGUUCGCCACCCUAGAGAUUAACCCAAAGAGGGCUCAGAAACGGCAGCAGCAGCAGCGGGAGAUGGGCGUGAUGCAAGGCACCAUCCCUUACCUGGGCACCUUUCUCACUGACUUAGUGAUGCUGGACACAGCCAUGAAGGACUACGUGGAUGCUGGCCUUAUCAACUUUGAGAAAAGGAGGAAGGAAUUUGAGGUCAUUGCACAGAUCAAACUGCUCCAGUCAGCCUGCAAUAACUACAACUUCACGCAGGAAGAUCGCUUUGUGGUCUGGUUCCAUAGCAUUGAGCGGCUCAGUGAGGCAGAGAGCUACGGCCUCUCCUGUGAGAUUGAGCCCCUGUCGGAGUCAGCCAGUAACACUCUGAAGGCGAAGAAAAACACAGGGAUCAUCAAGCGCUGGAGCGACCGGCAGGCCCCCAGCACUGAAUCCUCCUGUGCCAGUGGCAGCUCCCACUCCAAGUCCUUUGACCAGCUGAAGUGCGGUCCCUACCUGUGCAGUGCGGACAUGGCGGACUCCGUCAGUGUCACGUCGGCCGGCUCCAGCAGCUCCGACGUGGAGGAGAUCAACAUCAGCUUCAUCCCCGACUCUCCCGAGGGUCAAGAGAAGAAGUGUUACCUUCCCGUCCUGGACUCCCAGACGUUCAACUCCGCUUCUGGCCAGGAGGGGGUGCCCCUGAGCACUGCCUGUAGUAGAAAGUUCUGGGAAUCCACCUCGCUUUCCUCCCUGGACACCUCGGGAAUCGGCUCAAGUUCGAGCAGCGCCUCCUCCUCCUCGGUCUCCUCCACGCCGGUGACGGCCUCCCGCACCCACAAGCGCUCUGUCUCAGGCAUCUCCAGCUACUCCUCUCUCUCCUUGCCCCUCUAUAACCAGCAAAUUGACGACUGUUGCAUCAUCCGGGUCAGCUUGGCCGUGGAGAAUGGGAACAUGUACAAGAGCAUUCUGGUGACCAGCCAGGACAAGACCCCGGUUGUGAUCCGUAAAGCCAUGGCCAAACACAAUCUGGAUGGGGACCGGCCGGAGGACUAUGAGCUCAUUCAGAUCAUCUCAGAAGAGAGAGAACUGAAAAUCCCGGACAACGCCAAUGUCUUCUAUGCCAUGAACUCUGCUGCCAACUACGACUUUGUGCUCAAGAAGAGAGGCUUCUCCAAGGCCGUCAAGAUCAAGCACGGAUCGAGCUCCACGCUGCCACGGAUGAAGCAGAAAGGCCUCAAAAUUGCCAAAGGCAUUUUCUAACCCCUGGGGCAGAGGGUCACCUGCCCCACCCACGGGCUUUGCCCCCUCACCAACUCAGUGCUGUUCCACUCUUGGCUACCAGUCUGUCUUAAAUGCCAUGGGGUUGGGGGCAGGUGUGUGAGAGAUGAUGUGAUUGAUCUCCCCACCCUGGCAGCCUUGACCCUUUUCUCCAUCUUGCCAAGGAGAUGCCCCAGCCGAAACCCUGGAAAUUGGAAGCGGGAUCCCUUAGCAGCAACACCGCUCCUGCACGUUACUCUUCGUGUUUUCUCUCUCUCUGUGCGUGUGUGUGUGUGUGUGUUGGCAGCAGCUGGCCCUUGCCUUUAAAUCAGGUCUGCAUCUCGUCUUAUUUUUAAAACAACAACAACGAGGAGGAGAUUUUUAUUUUCCAUUAAAAAAAAAACAAGACCUUUCCAUGGUGCAAGCCAAGCUUAUGUGGCUGCCUGAAGCCGUAGCCUGCCUUACACCGAUCAAUCAGCGUGGUGCUGCUAAGGGGGUCUGCUUUCUCCGUUCUCUGCUAAGAAGCACCCGAGCAGAGGCUGGGGACUGGGAGUGUUCAGGGGAUUGGAGCGAGCCCAUGUGUGGGACAAUGACUGUCUUCAUCUUCCAUGCUCCUGGAUACAGUUCCUUCUUGGUUGUCCUGGUCAAGCGAACUCACUGCCUGGAAUUGGUCCAGAAAUGCACUUUUUUUGUCGUCAACGGGAGUCUGAAACUUUCCCCCACCGCUGCCUGUCCACGUGGAGUCCGGCCCUGUGGAUUCCUCGUGUGGAUUUAAGGCCACCAGCGAAGGUGGAUCCUGUGCCAGAAUAGGGUCAACCCACUCAAGACUUUUUUGAACUUUUCCAAACUCCUUCCCCCCACCCCCUUUCUAUUAAGAGCCUCCACCAAAGAUCAAAAAUGGCAAGCGUGUUUCUAUGACAAAACGCCUCCGCUGGCCAACAGAGGCAGGAGUUGAAGGAAGUUGGGUUUCUGUACAAAACACACUGUAAAUAAGGACCUUGGGUAGAGAGAAGGAAGGGGUGGGAGGAGGGCUGAGUGAUUUGCUCUAAAGGGUUGCAAUGAAACUGCCCCCCCCCUUCUCCCUCUUGGAAAGUGCCACUCCAGUUUUUUUCUUGUGUGUGUUUUAAUGGACUAAGAACCUUUGACAGUGAAGUAGGGUCUGUGGACUAUUGUCUGAUGUGAUCGGAUUUUUUUUUUUUUGUAAAGAGAAUCUCAAAAUGAAUUUACUAAUGUUCCACCCCACCCCACCCCACUCCCAAUAUUUAUUGCUUGUGUAAAUAGACUGGUUGGAUUUGUACAUUUUACUAACACUGUUUAAAUAUCCGUUAGCGUG
Molecule: messenger RNA, 4348 nt
Organism: Lacerta agilis (Sand lizard)
Lineage: Eukaryota; Metazoa; Chordata; Lepidosauria; Squamata; Lacertidae
Gene: RALGDS
Product: ral guanine nucleotide dissociation stimulator
Exons: 19
Coding region: 652-3018 (788 amino acids)
Biological process (GO): Ras protein signal transduction; positive regulation of GTPase activity
Cellular component (GO): plasma membrane
Molecular function (GO): guanyl-nucleotide exchange factor activity
Source: RefSeq, a predicted model, not a curated record